GUUACACAAGCUGCCUCCAACGUGCAGUGAGCAACAUCACCCGCGCUCCGCUGCACCGCCCCGAGGACCAUGGCUGGGUCUCCUGCACUGCUCCUCCUGCUCAGCCUGGGGCUCUGCUGCACCGGUGCCCAGGGACAGAGGAACAAGAUGGAGGCCAGGUUCCUCAACAGGAAUUUGAAGCACCCCCAGGAGGGACAGCAAUUGGAGCUGGAGUGCCUGCCUUACAACAGGGACAGCGGUGUUUCCUGGAUUCGACAGGACAAGGAUGGGAAACUUCACUUCAUCGUCUACAUUUCUGUGCUUUCUCGAACCACCUACCCAGGGAGCAAGACAACAUCUCUGCGCUAUGAGGCAUCAUGGACAGACUACACCUACAGGCUGGUGGUGAAGAGCUUCACAGCGCAGGAUGAAGGGACCUAUUUCUGCACCAGCAACAUCAACCAGAUGCUGCACUUCAGCUCUGGACAACCCGCCUUCUUCCCAGUCGCAACAACAGCAGCACCCACCACACACACAGCCACCACCCAGAGCAGCCAGGUCACCAAGAAGGACAUCUCCUGGAACAGCCAAGAUGCAGCAGCAGAACACAUCACACCCACUGCCAUCACCCAGAGAAGCCAGGUCACCACGAAAGACAACUCGCAACAGGGCCCUCAUGCAGGAACAAGCAAUGAGAACACACCAAGAUUCUACUGUAAAAUGGUCAUGUGGAUUAACCUGGCUGUCACCGGCCUCCUGCUCCUCACGGCCAUCACCAUCACCAUCACACACUGCCAAAGACCAAGCUCAGCGUAAGCAAGCAGUGCUGCGUCGCUGCUCAGCAGAAGGCACACAGGCGUCCUCCUCCAGCACCGCACUGAUCCCACCAGCAGCACACACAGCUGCCCUGAUGCAGCGCCGCCGUUUGGCUGCUCCUCCUGUGCUGCCCACCAGCACUGCACACCUCCCGCGGCCUGACAUGUGCUCCUGCCCCACUCUGCUGUGACACAGCCAGACCGCGGGCACAGCGCUGACCCGGAGAAGCCGGGCAGCUCCGUGCUGCUGUGCAAAAGGCACCGCUGUGCUGGACAGCUGAGCCUUCCGUGGAUCACCAAUAAACCAAGCAUAUCAGUACUCAGAUCUGAUGCCCCAUUCUGUCAAUUCCAAAGUCUUCCCUACAAGCUGGAUGUAACUUUUACAUAUUUCAAUGUCCAGUUUAGUUUAAUUCAUUAUUGCAAUAGAGGGCAGAGAGACUCAUAUUGAAACAUGCUAUCCCACUAAUGUUGGCAAAACCAAAAUUCCACGCUGAAGUCCCACUCCAAGUCAUGUUGGAAGAAAUGAGUGUCUGACUUCGGUCCAUGACAGAAACUCUCUCCUACCUUCUGCAACUCAGAUCUGCUGAGCAGGCACAGAGAAAAGUCAUCCAUGCUGCUGAUCUACAUUGCCUCCACAGGUGAAGGUUUUGGAGUAAAUCUUCACCUGGAGGUCCUGCUACUGUCUGAAGCUUUUCAGAAUAAAGUAAUUGCCAUUGGGACAGUCUUACUCGUUCUUAUUUGUUACUAGGACUAGAAGGACUGGCCUCAAGUUGUGCCAGGGAAGAUUCAGAUUAGACGUUAGGAAAUACUGCUUCCCCAAGAGAGUGGACAGGCUGCCUGGGGAGGUGGUGGAGUCACUGAAACUGGAGGCGUUCAAGAAAGGUUCAGAUGUUGUAUUGAGGGAUGUAGGUUAAUGGGAAUAUUGGUGAUAAUGGAACGGUUGAAUUGGAUGAUCCUCGAGCUCUCCUCCAACCUUGGGAAAUCUUAUGAUUUUACAGAACGGAGAAACUGCUUUGUGCUAAGAGAUACAAACACAGAACUCAGGAAAUGAAGAUCCCUGCCCCAGCUAAUUUGCUACUUAGGAGAUGAAAGAUGGAGACUCAGGAGUACAGUGGCUUCAUCUGUUCACACACAGGUGUCUCCAGUAGAGCUAAACUUGCCUGGGUCCCCCUCUGGCCAGUGGAGUGUUUGCCUGCUCGGAAGGGAUGCAUGACAGCCCCAUACUGCUCUGCUGCUCUCUCUCCACUGACAACAUGCUUUCAUCUUGCCUUAAAGUCAAAUAUUCACUGAUAAAUUCUUACAGGGAGCAGAAAGAAGCGAUUCCCCCAAAAGCAGCCCUUACGACUCAGCAAUAUUGCCCUCAUCCUGCAUGGCACUCACAGUAGAAUACAUCAGAAGAGGCAGGGGCAGGAUGUAUCUUUGGUGUAGGAGUGACUCACAAAGAUAUACAACAAAUCAAAAUCUGAAUAUGAAGAGGAAAAGGAGUCCUCUGAACAGUGACACUGCACCCAGAUUCUGAGCACAUCACAGGAUGCGGUGAGCUCAUGUGGAAAAAACACCUUGGUGAGCCACAGGAACACUUCUGCACUUGGGAGACAAAUAUCUGGGUUCCUGUUUGGUAUCUGGGAUUGACCCACAGUGAAAUAACGCUGUCAGUAGGGCAGAGGAGAGAAGUAAGAAGUCCCUACCAAGAAAGGCAAGCUCUCUUCCUGGCUUACCCCAUUCUCCACUUGUAGAGGUUCUCCUAACACAUCUCUGAACACGAGAUGCUGUGGGUGGGCUACCAUGCUCCAUGGCAGGGUGAGAACCCAGUCCCAAGAUACAUUAAACCUAAUGAUUCCAUCUCCAGGUCCCCGUCCUGUCCAACCACACUGAGCCACUAAAAAGAGAAAUUUUACUAGUUGGUCACAGUGCUGGUGAAAAGCAGAAGCAGCUCAGUGCAGCACUUCACAAAACACGGUACGGCUUCAGCCAUCCGCAAGGCAUGCCCACAGCUUCAGCUCCUGCCCCACAUACCUCCAUCAGGUGGUAAAACCGGGCUCUCCCAAAGCUCCUGAUCUCAUUGCAAAGGCAGCGUGGAUUCUGCUUAGCUUGAGGAGAAUAAACUGACAGCAGGAGGAGCCCACACAAGCAGCGUAGCUCAGAUGUCUCAAUGGCAGAUGGACUGUUCACAUUUCCUUGAUGGGAUUUCAAGCCAUACAUGCUCGCAGUGGUAUUUGAUGGAUCCAACAGAUUCUCUGAUUAUUUUGUUAAGCUCUGCUCCAGCUCAUGCAGACGUCACAAGGCUCACAGCCUCGUACCACCACAAGCCUCUCAGAGCUCAGCAGGCUUCACUCCGGCUUUCCUCACUCACCAAAGUGCUGCGAGGCCCACAGAAAUGAGACCUCACUGAGAAUUGCAGGCACAGCCAUCCAACCAGAUCCAACCAGGUGCGUUAGUUACACAAAAACAAGGCCACAUAGCUGACCAGUUUUAUCAUUCUUUUUGCUUCUAUUUUUAACAUUCUAAUAAAAGUAUUAAAAAUCAAACUGAUUUCUUAUUUAUACGUUAAGGAUUUAUCACAGAAUCACAGAAUGGCCAGGGUUCAAAGGGACCUCAAGGAUCAUGAAUCUCCAACCCCCUGCCACAUGCAAGGCCAACAACCUCUGCAUUUAAUACCAGAAUAAGCUACCCAGGGCCAUGUCCACUCUGGCCUUGAACACCUC
Tympanuchus pallidicinctus (lesser prairie-chicken) is the source of this 3499-nucleotide messenger RNA. RefSeq names its product T-cell surface glycoprotein CD8 alpha chain-like. The record is from RefSeq and is a predicted model, not a curated record. Lineage: Eukaryota; Metazoa; Chordata; Aves; Galliformes; Phasianidae. The coding region runs from base 70 to 795 and encodes 241 amino acids. The transcript is spliced from 6 exons.